UCUGUCUUUUCCUUUUUUUUUUCUGCAGCUGCGUGUGACGAGACAGAAACAGACGAAUGCAUGCAUCAGCGUUGUAGCCCACGAACCGACGUGCUGCUCACAUGUGAGGGCAUCGCAGGCGGGUCGCAGGAGGACUUGGUGCCACCCUAAUUGAACGCUGAACACGUGCCUCCGACUGUCUGACGAGAACCAUGACGGCCAUAAACGCACCACGAGACAAAUACAAUGCAGUCUGGCUCAUCUUCUUCAUCCUGGGUUUGGGAACCCUCUUACCGUGGAAUUUCUUCAUGACGGCAACAAUGUACUUCACAGAAAGACUGAAAGACCCGCCCUCCGACAUCACCACCAAUCAGACGGCCAACGUAACUUUGCAAGACGGAGAUACUCGCAAUGUGUUGGAAUCAAAAUUUAACAACGUGAUGACGCUGUGUGCCAUGGUGCCUCUGCUGAUCUUCACCUGCCUCAACUCCUUCAUACACCAGAGGAUUCCUCAGAAGCUGCGAAUUUCAGGCAGCUUGACGGUGAUCUUUGUGGUCUUCCUGCUGACAGCGGUGCUCGUCAAAGUGGACGUGGCCCCACUGCCCUUCUUCACCCUCACCAUGAUCAAAAUCGUCUGCAUCAACUCGUUCGGGGCGAUUCUUCAGAGCAGUCUGUUCGGGCUGGCAGGGAUUCUACCCGCCUCCUACACCACUCCCAUCAUGAGCGGACAGGGCCUGGCCGGCACCUUCGCUGCUUUCUCCAUGAUCUGCGCUCUGGCCUCUGGAUCCAGACUGCAGGACAGUGCUUUUGGUUACUUCAUCACAGCCUGUGUGGUUAUUCUGCUGGCUAUAAGUUCCUACCUCACUCUGCCUAAGAUGGAGUUCUUCCAGUACUACAUAGAGAGUAAUAGAUCCAGACCAUCUGCUGAUGAGGAGAACAAGAUGGAUUUACUCAAAAAAGAAAGUGCAGAGAAGCGACCAGUGGUGAAUCUGAUGGAGGAUGAGGCCAAACCCAGCGUGUCUGUGUUCAACAUCUUCAAACAGAUCUGGGUGAUGGCCUUGUCAGUGUGCUUCAUCUUCACCGUCACCAUCGGAACUUUCCCAGCUGUGACCGUCGAGGUCAAGUCGACAGUAGCAAACGGAGGCACCUGGGACACUUACUUCAUCCCUGUGUCAUGUUUCCUUCUCUUCAACCUGAUGGACUGGGCUGGCAGGAGUCUGACGGCUGUCUGCAUGUGGCCGGGUAAAGACAGCAUCUGGCUUCCUGUCCUGGUGGGUCUGCGGGUCGUCUUCAUCCCCCUCUUCAUGCUGUGCAACGUUCAGCCUCGCCACCUCCUCCCUGUGUGGUUUCAUCACGACGCCUGGUACAUCGUCUUCAUGAUCUUCUUCUCCUUCUCCAACGGAUACCUGGCCAGUCUCUGCAUGUGCUUCGGCCCCAAGAAGGUGGCUCAGCACGAGGCAGAGACGGCGGGCGCCAUCAUGGCCUUCUUCUUGUCCCUCGGCUUGGCGCUCGGAGCCGCCAUCUCCUUCGCUUUCCGGGCCAUGAUCUAAAGUCUCCCGUAGAACCUUCAGUAGAUGUAGAUUCAACCUCCGACAACCUCCUCCGACAUACCAGAGAGGAGCCAGAACAGCCGACGAGAAGAACGGAGAACCUCAGUCUUCCACAGCAGAGAUUCAACCAGCCAGCAGAAGCUGAAAUAUGUUACUGAAUAUGUUAUUUUCCUCCAAAUUCAGCAGCACAAGGCGUAAACUUGUGCUUCUCCUCUUUGUCGGGGAUGUUUUUAAUCGAUCAGACAGCUUGAUUGAGUGCAGAUCAAAACCAAAAGUGUUCAAAAUCAGUUGUAGUGCGAGAGAGAGAUAGAGAGCCCAGGAGUUAUUCAAGGUGUGUUUAACAAAGACGACCAGAGUGUCACAGCCUCAUUCAUAAAAUGUCUUCUUCAUAAAAUUCUACAAAAUAAUGACUUUAGAUUGCAAUAAUGCUUUUAUCACGAAAUUGUUUACCUUUCUUUGGAGCAAUCACAUUCUUAGACUCCUAUAAAACAUUUUUGUAAAUAGUCUUAAACACGUUUCUAUAAAUGAGGCUUUUAGAUGCCGCUGUUUCGGUUUAAUUUGAACGCUGUGAUUGUUAAGUCUCUUUUUUUUGCACAUCAUUCAUGAAACGUGAGUCGCUCUGGACUGCUGCAGCUUUUUCAAUCUGAUCGAGCCAAAUACACAAAGACAACAUGGGAAAAUGAUGAACUUUGAAGGGAAGUCAUGACCCAUCAGACGGCUAAUGAAGCACUCCACCGCCCCUCUCUGCUUUCACUGUUGUCAGUUUUUUUUUUUUUAACCUUCUUUGUAACAAACAGAAGAAUGUAAGGAUGGACUGAAUCCUAAAGAUGAGGUUUUAAUCUGUUAACUGUCUGGAAACCUUUCUGCUGAAUCUUCAUGGUCUUAGCAAGCAUUUGUAGUUUUAGUUGAAGUUGGUUCUGUUUGUCUGAAAACUUCUUCUGCUUCAGUUUGACUCCAACAUCAGGUCGUAUUAUCUGUGGAGGUUUUAGACCACAUGUCAAGUGUUUUCUUUUACUGUUGCUGCGUCUUCCUGAUAGAACACAACGGACUUUACCAGCAUGUAUUUUGAAGGCAACGUAAAUAUGCAAAAAAUGUAAAAAGCAGCUGUCAGUGAAAUGAAAUGUGCCAUUGUGAGAGUGAGUUUUUAAAACCUCAUUCUUUGACUUCUGAAGAACCGUUUUCUCAAGUUUUAUACCAGGAGUAGUUUUUAGGAUGUCUUUGAACUCACUGUGGGAUAAAAGGCCUGUCAGUGUUAUGUUUUUGUUUAUUUGCAUUAUUGUGGCCUUUUGAUGCUUUUUAUUUUAUAAAGUCUGCUUUAAAUGUACACAUUUUUCCUACCAGCAGCUGUAAACAUCCUAACAGCCUGCUGGUUUAAAAGCACAACAUUAGUCUGUUCUUCUGUACUUUGUUUUGGUUCAUAUGGGACAUCCACCAUUAAAAUGUUACUUCAGACUUAAACAGUUCUGAUACAAAUAAAUGUGUAUUUUUAAGA
Messenger RNA from Amphiprion ocellaris (clown anemonefish), 3021 nucleotides. RefSeq names its product equilibrative nucleoside transporter 1-like. Gene Ontology annotation, cellular component: plasma membrane. Gene Ontology annotation, molecular function: nucleoside transmembrane transporter activity. Gene Ontology annotation, biological process: uridine transmembrane transport; nucleoside transmembrane transport. The record is from RefSeq and is a predicted model, not a curated record. The transcript is spliced from 13 exons. Bases 192 to 1529 code for a protein of 445 amino acids. Lineage: Eukaryota; Metazoa; Chordata; Actinopteri; Pomacentridae.